Durio zibethinus is the source of this 627-nucleotide messenger RNA. Lineage: Eukaryota; Viridiplantae; Streptophyta; Magnoliopsida; Malvales; Malvaceae. The record is from RefSeq and is a predicted model, not a curated record.
UAUAAAAGAUCUCAAGCCUGCCGUUUGUGCUGUACAAGGUCAUUGUCUUGGCAACAAAGGUUUGAAAGGUGUACUUCCAAGUUUCUUGAGAGAAAUCAGUCUCUAACACGCAAAGAACUUGAAUCAUGGGAAUUUCUCGACUUCCCCUGCUUUCAUUUGAUUCGAAUGGUGUACAAGGCAAUCAGGAAAUGUCCAAGUCUAAUUGUUCCCUGUGGAACAAACUUUUGGAAGCGCAGGCCAAGCGAAGGUUGAAAGUUCAGAAGCAGAGAAUCACUAAGAAAAAGGCAAAGCUUGUUAAGUGCAAAAGGCCCAGAAGUAUUUUGAUGAAGAGGAGGGCACGUACAGGAGGUUCUAGAAGGGCCGUAAAUCCUAUUGCAAGGAAGUUAAAAACCCUGAAGAAGUUAGUUCCGAACAACGAGUCGAUUGGCUUGGAUGGGCUUUUCAGCGAGACAGCUGAAUAUAUAUUGUCUUUGCAAAUGAGGGUCAAAGUGAUGCAGAUUGUGGUGAAAGUUUUGACAGGUUCUAAUGAGUGAAUAGAUGAUAUUCAUUUGUAAAGGCUGAUACCAUGUUCUUAUUUUCUCGUGUUUUAUGUUGUUUCUUCGUCAUAGGAGUCUGUUUUAUUAUAAA